Messenger RNA from Kockovaella imperatae, 411 nucleotides. Its product is annotated as histone H3. Gene Ontology annotation, molecular function: DNA binding; structural constituent of chromatin; protein heterodimerization activity. NCBI's taxonomy places the organism in Eukaryota, Fungi, Basidiomycota, Tremellomycetes, Tremellales, Cuniculitremaceae. Gene Ontology annotation, cellular component: nucleosome. The transcript has 4 exons. The record is from RefSeq and is a predicted model, not a curated record. Bases 1 to 411 code for a protein of 136 amino acids.
AUGGCCAGAACUAAGCAGACAGCACGAAAGUCCACCGGAGGAAAGGCGCCUCGAAAGCAGCUCGCCACCAAGGCUGCCCGAAAGUCUGCUCCCUCUACCGGAGGAGUCAAGAAGCCCCACAGGUACAGACCUGGAACUGUCGCUUUGCGAGAAAUCCGACGAUACCAGAAAUCCACCGAGCUCCUCAUCCGAAAGCUCCCCUUCCAGCGAUUGGUCAGAGAAAUCGCUCAGGACUUCAAGACUGAUCUCCGAUUCCAAUCUUCCGCCGUCAUGGCCCUCCAGGAGGCUUCCGAGGCCUACCUUGUCUCCUUGUUCGAGGACACCAACUUGGCUGCCAUCCACGCCAAGCGUGUCACCAUCCAACCCAAGGAUCUCCAACUCGCUCGACGACUCCGUGGAGAGCGAUCGUAA